CGGCCUACAGGUUGCCUUUCUGGAGUAUUUGUCCCAACAGGAGAAAAUUCUUGAGUGCUAGAGGUUGACAUGGAGAAACUCUGGUCCACAGUUUGUGCACUGAUUUUUGUAUUUGGUGCAUUUGCACACUUCACCACAGUGCUGUCUGCGAGGGCCGAUGGCAAAGUAACAGCGACUCUUCCAAAACCAGGCCACUGCCCCCGUCGCCUUAAUGUUGUCCCAUCACAUAAAGGGUGUGUGUGUGAUGAAGACUGUCCAGCAGACCACAAAUGCUGUGUCUUUGACUGUGGAGCUGUCUGUGUCCCUCCCGCUUUCACAAAACCAGGAGUGUGCCCUCGCAGGCGCUGGGGCUCGGGGCCGUGUGCCGAGUUCUGCUCCAACGACAGCGACUGCCCCACUAAUGAGAAGUGCUGCCACAACGGAUGCGGGCAUCAAUGCAUUGCACCGUACACAGUGAAGCCGGGCCGCUGCGCUCUGCCCCAGGCCACCCCCAUGUGCGCCGAGUACUGCUAUCACGACGGUCAGUGUCCAGGAGAGCAAAAGUGCUGCAAGACAACCUGCGGCCAUGCCUGCAGUGAACCCUGCUGAUGCGACAGUCAGCAAACUGGACUGCACCGCACUUGCUCUGUGAGACGUACUAGUGUAUAUUUUUUUUGGGGCUGUUUCUUCUUUCACGUGAGAAUGUGGAGAAUUUUGUCAGACGGCUUUCGUUUUGUAUCUCUACCAAUAAAUAUAUUCCAUACCCUGUA
Messenger RNA from Mugil cephalus (flathead mullet), 749 nucleotides. RefSeq names its product WAP four-disulfide core domain 2 (gene wfdc2). Gene Ontology annotation, biological process: innate immune response; antibacterial humoral response. Gene Ontology annotation, molecular function: peptidase inhibitor activity. The transcript has 4 exons. NCBI's taxonomy places the organism in Eukaryota, Metazoa, Chordata, Actinopteri, Mugiliformes, Mugilidae. The record is from RefSeq and is a predicted model, not a curated record. Gene Ontology annotation, cellular component: extracellular region. Bases 70 to 588 code for a protein of 172 amino acids.